Salvelinus sp. IW2-2015 is the source of this 2742-nucleotide messenger RNA. The record is from RefSeq and is a predicted model, not a curated record. Lineage: Eukaryota; Metazoa; Chordata; Actinopteri; Salmoniformes; Salmonidae.
CAUGCAAACACGAUUCUCACUUCCUUUUCAGUUUUAGGUCUCCUCUCGUGCUGAUCUGCUAUGCGUGGGCUACAGCGAUAAUAAGUUAACUUGUUAGCUAACUUGCCCCUUGAGGGAUAAUUGUUGCAUCCAAAAUCUCCUACUCGCAUAACCAAAUUGCACAAAAAAUUAUAGGACAUGCCGAACAUCGUGCUUUUCAGCGGGAGCUCCCACCAAGACCUGUCACAAAAAGUGGCUGAUCGCCUCGGACUGGAAUUGGGGAAAGUGAUAACGAAGAAAUUCUCCAACCAAGAAACAUGCGUGGAGAUCGGGGAGAGUGUGCGCGGCGAGGACGUCUACAUUGUGCAGAGCGGCUGCGGCGAGAUCAACGACAAUCUGAUGGAGCUGCUGAUCAUGAUCAACGCGUGCAAGAUCGCCUCGUCGUCCCGCGUCACCGCCGUCAUCCCCUGCUUCCCCUACGCCCGGCAGGACAAAAAAGACAAGAGUCGUGCUCCGAUCUCAGCCAAGCUGGUGGCCAACAUGCUGUCUGUAGCCGGCGCCGACCACAUCAUCACAAUGGACCUCCACGCCUCGCAGAUCCAGGGAUUCUUCGACAUCGCCGUGGACAACCUGUAUGCAGAGCCCGCGGUCCUCCAGUGGAUCCGGGAGAACAUUCCAGAGUGGAAGAACAGCUGCAUUGUGUCCCCUGACGCUGGAGGAGCCAAACGAGUGACCUCCAUCGCUGACCGUCUGAAUGUGGAGUUUGCCCUCAUCCACAAGGAAAGGAAGAAGGCCAACGAGGUGGACCGCAUGGUCUUGGUCGGUGACGUGAAGGACCGCGUGGCCAUCUUGGUCGACGACAUGGCCGACACCUGCGGUACCAUCUGCAAAGCUGCUGAGAAAUUGAUUGAUGCCGGUGCGAUCAAGGUCUAUGCAAUCCUCACGCACGGCAUAUUUUCCGGUCCGGCCAUCGCGCGCAUCAACGAUGCUCCCUUCGAGGCCGUGGUGGUCACCAACACCAUCCCCCAGGAGGAGAAGAUGAAGUCGUGCCCAAAGAUACAGAUCAUAGAUAUAGCCAUGAUCCUGGCCGAGGCGAUCAGGAGAACCCACAACGGCGAGUCGGUGUCCUACCUCUUCAGCCACGUGCCCUUGUAAAGGAUGGCCACGAGCAGAGGGCACAGCGGCCGUUUCUCUCCUCAUGGUCCAAUCGGCUCGCACCUUCAACGACCACGCCCUCCCGGAAGUCCUUAAACCAUGACGGUUUGGGCCAAUUACACGUGACCGAUUCUAUAGGCCACUCCCACUUUCCCUGCUCCGUUGUUCCGUGUGGAGACCCAAGAAAGAGUAUCACCUCCUCUUUGAGACCAGCAAGUUUCUAUUUAUGCGUAUUYCCAUGUUAAGAUUUCCUUACUGUGUUUGUUUCAAUAUCAUGCUUUGCCAGCCUUGCCACCCAAGGGAUCUSGCUGUCGUUUUAACCAAAGGUCCAUUGCCUAACGAUGUUCCUGUUUGUUUGUACCUCAUUUUCCUUCCAUUUCACUAUAAAUGAAAGCAUUCCAUUGUGUGAUGUCACUUCUUGACUCAUCUGACUGUUCUAACCUGCUCUGUGGAGAAUCUGCAACGCUGUUGGUUUUAGAGGCACCUUUGUUUCAUCAAUACAUGCCGAUUACAAAGUACCAGGGUCCUAUUCACUAGACUCAAAACGGUAGCAAACGGGGAGGGACUAUCUGUACAAUAAGAAAUGCCUGUCUUCAUUUUCUGUUGCGAAAUGUUUUGCUACGGUGUGUGCUAAUCAAUGCCACCCAGGGUUGUUUAGUCAUCAACAGCUGAUUAAUUUUUUUACAUUUCUUUAACCAGKAACAUUUUAGUUAGUGUGGGACUUAAGUCAAGUUUUUUUUCUCAAAAAGAUCCAGAGUAGAGGCUGUAUUUGUUCAACCAGCAGAUAGAUACCUACAUAAUGUUUAAGCAUCUAGCAUUGUCUCAAUAGUCCCAAUAUUGUAUCAUGGAAUUCAAUUUGAGAUAUGAGAGAGACCGUUGUAAGCAUUUCCACAUUUUCUGGCAUUCUAGUUAAAACAUUCUUUCGUUAGUGCCACGUAACAAGGCCAAAUCUGAUUUGCCAUUUUAGUUUCCUUCAUUUACCUGGUAGUGCACUCCCUCUUGUGACGGACUGGUGUCAUUGCAGGGCCUCAUGCUCACCUUCGUAUUUCUGAUUUACAAUCUUGAAAUUGCUCAUUUACUAAAACUCCCAACACCACUACUAAUCUCCUGCUGCCCAGUUUUUCAAAAGUUAUCUUUUCAGAUUUCAGCAAUCGGAUAGGAUGAAAUUAAUAGAACGGGUAUCCACAUUCAAGUCAAUGAUACACCUGCUGUAUUUAUAUAUAUUUAAUCCGAUCCGAUUGCCGAAAUUCGAUCCGAUAACUUGGAAAAACUGGGGCCAGUACCUCUGUAUAUCAAGUUUAUCCAUCUUGUCAAAUGGUGAUUGGUCGAACAACCCACAGCCAAAAGGUCAUUAACUUCAAAGUUCUACUUUCCUCAUGUCUUAAGUGUUUUUUUUUCUCCAAGUAUUUGUUGAGAAAAAAGUUAUAAUGUACGAGUGUAACUCCUCUGCGUUCAUGUUCUCCUGUUGUACGGUGAGUGUGCGCCAAAGGCAGUCUUCAGAAUGAAUUGGCGGAUUGGUUGAAAACUGCUGGCGGACAGGCAGCCACACAUUGUUUUUUUACACCACCAGGGUUUUCAUUGACAAUAAAAACUUUGACAAUGACAUUA